This is a messenger RNA of Esox lucius (northern pike), 1363 nucleotides long. Its product is annotated as amine sulfotransferase-like. Gene Ontology annotation, cellular component: cytoplasm. The transcript has 6 exons. The record is from RefSeq and is a predicted model, not a curated record. NCBI's taxonomy places the organism in Eukaryota, Metazoa, Chordata, Actinopteri, Esociformes, Esocidae. Gene Ontology annotation, biological process: sulfation. Gene Ontology annotation, molecular function: sulfotransferase activity. The coding region runs from base 133 to 1002 and encodes 289 amino acids.
CGAUCUUAUAGGACUGUGGGGAAAGGUUGCUCUGGGUAAGGUUUCAAAAGUCCAAAUGUGUUGCAUUCCAACUUCAUUUGGUUUUUUGAGGUGUUUGCCAAUACUACUGUAGAGCAAACCAACAUUAUUGUCAUGGAGAAGCUUAACGAUGACCUGGAAAGGCACAAGGGCUAUGUAUUUUCAAAAGAAUUUUCCAGCGCUGAGUACAUUGAUACUCUGCAGACAUUUGAGAUCCGGGACAGUGAUAUCUUUUUAGUUACUUACCCGAAGUCAGGAACCAUCUGGGCACAGCAGAUCAUCACCUCCAUCUGUGAAAAAGACAUGGUUGAUGUCUACCACAACAAUUUUGAGAAGAUGCCAUGGCUGGAGAAUAACCGCUUAAAAGCAGACUACUCCUCGCGCCCCGACCCGCGGCUGUUUGCCACCCACCUCACCCCUGACCUCAUGCCCCCAGGCCUGAAAACCAGGAAGGCAAAGAUCAUCUACGUGAGGCGCAACCCGAAGGACAACGUGGUCUCCUACUAUCAUUGGUAUCUUAACUGGGCUGCGUUUAAGAACCCAAAGAACUUGCAGGAAUUCCUGGAUUGGUGGUUAGCAGGAAAUGUUGGUAGUGCGUCCUGGUUCAACCACAUCAAAGAAUGGCAUCGCAAGAGAGACCAGUACAACAUCUUGUUCCUGACCUACGAGGACAUGAUCCUGGAUCUGAAAACAGCCGUGACAAAGAUCUGCCACUUCCUGGAGAGGGACCUGAGUGAAGCAGAAAUCGACAAGAUAGUGGAAAAAUCGACAUUUAAGAACAUGAAACAUGACCCCAAGGCGAACUAUGAGUUCAUACCGGAGGACAAGCUCAAGAAGGGCCAGUUUCUACGCAAGGGUAAAGUUGGGGACUGGAAGAACAUGUUCACUGUGGCCCAGAGUGAGAGUUUUGACCAGAUCUUUGAGGAGCAGAUGAAGGAUGUACCUCUAAAGUUCAUCUGGGACAUAGAUCAGCCAUUGUACUGAUUGGAGCCACAGCAAACUUUAGCUUUAGUUGUCUUUCACACAUUCACUAGUUCUAGCAGUGGAGCGAUGAUUGCCACGGCAACACAAGACUGCUGCCAUAAGGCCAGAUGAUACAGCCACCAAUCAAAUGCAGACCUUAUAAACAUAUGUAAAUUAUCUCUUGAUAAAUGAGAAAACCUUUUGUUGAUUGUAGGUAGAUAUAAUGGUUUAUAAAAUGCUAAGAAACUAAUACAAAACUGUUAUUAAAGUACGUAUUUUUACAGAGAGGUUCACUGAAAACCUGGUCCUGUACAAUUGAAUAUAAUGAAAUAAUGAAUAUUUUCACUGUACUGGGCCUUUAAUAAAAAAAAUCAACGCUGAA